Molecule: messenger RNA, 2442 nt
Organism: Coniosporium apollinis CBS 100218
Lineage: Eukaryota; Fungi; Ascomycota; Dothideomycetes
Exons: 4
Coding region: 1-2442 (813 amino acids)
Biological process (GO): regulation of DNA-templated transcription; DNA-templated transcription
Cellular component (GO): nucleus
Molecular function (GO): DNA-binding transcription factor activity, RNA polymerase II-specific; DNA binding; zinc ion binding
Source: RefSeq, a predicted model, not a curated record
AUGAGCAGUGCUCGCCAGCAGAAUAGUCCGACGGCCGUUGAGACCCUGCACAGGUCUCCAACCAGUCGUUCCCAUGGCGAUGGUGAAGACAACGAGCACUGGAGCGGAGAUGAGAGCACGGGUGGGGACCAGGAGGCCCAUGAGGGGACUGGCAAGAGGAAGAGGCCAAUGUCUGUGUCGUGUGAGUUAUGCAAGACGAGAAAGGUCAAAUGCGACAGAGGACAUCCGAGCUGCGGCUGGUGUCUGAGGAAUAAUCAGCUUUGUGAGUAUAAGGAGAGGAAGAAGCCUGGCUUGAGAGCUGGUUAUGGCCGAGAGCUUGAAGCACGACUGGAUAGGCUGGAGGAGGUACUGCAGAGACAGCAGGCUACUAUUACCCAGCUCAGCACCAAUGGGCUGCCUGUUGCUCAAACAUCUCCCCGACAUGAUGUUUCAGCCUUCAGAAGCACGCCCGCACUGCAGACGCCUCAUGUCCCAAGAGCGGAGACAGCGCUGUUUCUGCAGAAGCCCUCCGCUAGCUUCCCAUCAACGCCCGGCCUGAUUCCGGAUUACUCUGGACCCUUUGGAGGGCCGCAGACGCCAGGAAUGAGCCAGCGCACCCCAGAGUAUCUACCGUCUAUUUCAGCCGACGGUAUGCAGCAGCAAGCCAUCCCGGAUUUACCGGCAAUCGCGAAAAACCUCUAUCAUGCAAAUGAUCCGCAGCUGGGCUCACCGAGCCUCAACAGUGCAGCACAUCAGGCGUCAUUAGGCUCUCAGGAAGAUGACUUCCCCCCGUACGAUCUCCUGUACGCACUAACGGACCUUUUCUUCAAACAUAUCAACACCUGGUGUCCGAUACUGCAUCGGAGGAGUACCCUUGACUCUCUUUUCGGCUCCUCUGCAUUGGAUGAGGCGGACCGCAUCCUACUUCAUGCCAUCGUAGCGACGACCCUUCGGUUCUCGACCGAUACACGGCUGACUGCUGACAGUCGACAGAGGUAUCACGACGUCUCUAAGCAGAAGGUGCUACUUUACGGUCUCGAAAACAGCUCCGUCAAGGCUCUGCAAGCGCUUGUAAUACUGGCUCUGGAUCUUGUUGGUUUCUCCAAUGGACCGCCCGCAUGGAACCUGCUGGCUUUGAUUACCCGCUCAGUCGUCCAGCUUGGACUAUCGGUGGAGACGACUUCCUCAAUGGUGUCGCCCAAGUACGCAUCAAUCUACACGCUUCGUGCAAUGGUGCUACCGGAGCCAAAGGACUGGAUUGAAGACGAGAGCCGGCGAAGGCUUUUCUGGAUGGUUUACCUUCUUGACCGAUAUGCGACAGUCGCAACGGCCUUUGAGUUCGCGCUGGAUGAAAGGGAAAUCGAUCGGAGACUUCCGUGCCGCGACGAUUUAUUCUCCAGGAACCAGCCGGUGGACACCAGGUGGUUCCGGACUGCAGAGCGGACAGACUAUAGCAUGAACCGGCCAGAGAACCUAGGGUCUUUUUCGUACUACAUCGAGAUCAUCGGGAUUCUCACACAGAUUCACCAGUUUCUGAAAACGCCGGUGGAUAUUGGUUCGCUCUCAGACGUCGAAGAGUGGCAGGGCGAAUACCGAAAACUGGACAGCAUGCUCAACACCUGGAAGUUUAACCUUCCAAGUGAGUACGGCAAUAUGUCCCGCAUCUUCGGCGGAUCUACCGCCGGCAACAAGGUCGUCAAUUGCGGAUGGGUGUUAUUGCAUGCAGCCUACCAAACGACCGUCAUCCGCCUCCACUCCUCCGCCGCCUAUCCAACAACCCGCUCGCCAAUCUUCACUCCCUCCUACAGUGCAAGCCAGCGGUGCCUCGGCGCCGUCGAGAACAUCAGCGUGCUCUGUGACUACGUGAAAGCGAACGGCAUGCUGACCAAGCUCGGCCCUCCCUUCGCCUUCUCCCUUUGGGUCGCCGCCCGCGUCCUACUCGUCCACGGCUCAACCAUCGAUCACCACGUCAAUCCCACCAUCAACAUUCUCGUCGACACCCUUCGCGAGAUGGGCGUGUACUGGCAAGUCGCUGAGCGCUACGCUUUCCUGCUCCAGCGCGUACUGGACGAGUACAGCGAGUCGCAGGCCUCGAACGGCGACCGUGUCACCCCGUCCACCGUCAAGAUUCUCGCGGAUAUGCGCCGCUGUGCUUUCGAUCUGGACUUUUUGAUCAGCCGCCUCCCAAGGCAGCAGGCGGCUGCGACAACACGCGUGCUUCCGGCCGCUGUGACGCCCGCCGUAAGAACCCCGGCGCCGAACGAGCUCGAGUAUCUGGAUGUGUUCGACUUCUUCAACAUGCCGAGGCUGCCCGUGUCGAUGGAUGCGCCGUCUGGUGUUGCUGCUUUGGGUAUGGGCGGUGGCGAGCAGAUGUCCAUGCAGGAAGGUGUGAACAACGAGUUCAACAUCACGAACUUCAUGUUUGAUGCGAACUCGGAUUGGUUUGUGAAAGACCAGGCUUGA